AUGGCUGGUCGAAGGAGUUUUUUGAACCCUCAAGCACCUGAGUAUAUUCCUGUUUUCUAUACUAACACUGUCAAUAUUCCUCCACCUUCCCUUCCCCUCAACUCUUACCAUUUCCCCGCCGGCUACAUGCCUUCUCCUUUUACACCCAUUAAUCAACUAUCUCAACCACCGUUUUCUGUUCCUCCCUCUCAUUAUCCGGCAACCUCUCUCUACACACCACAGCCUCCGCUUCCGCCGCCACCGCCUUCAUUUCCUGCUUUCGAUCCACCACCGCAGGAGGUUGCACCAUCAACGUUAACAUUCGAUUCUCCAACUCAUUAUCUUCCAAACUCGCUGUACACGUCACCACCUCCAUCUCCUGCCGUCGAUCCACCACCGCAGGAGAUAUCGCGACCAUCGGUAAAACACGCGCCUCGGAAUAUUCCUCCGAGGUUAAUGGCUCAUGAGAAUUCUCGACCUCGGCCUCCUAGGAUGAGAAGUGGUUAUGUCCCAAGACAAAGGGGUCGAGGUUUUUCCAGAGAAAGUUGUUCUAAUGAGGGUUUUGUGCAACGGAAAAUGGAAAAUGAGAGGUCUCAAAGUGUUUGUUAUGGAAAGUGGCCACAGAACAAUAAGCUGCAGAAACACGAUGUGAUACCUCUCACUUGGACCCAAAACAAAACUACUACUGUCAUGAUCAAGAAUAUUCCAUACUCUUACAGCCGUGACAUGUUGAUGCAAUUUCUAGACCAACAUUGCUCAGUGGAAAAUGAAAAGGCCAAAGAUUCUAAUGGACAAAAUAUUGUCUCCGCUUAUGACUUCUUGUAUUUGCCCAUGGAUUUCAAAAAUAAGAGGAGCAGAGGAUUCGCUUUUGUUAAUUUCACAGAUCACGGAGCUGUGUUGAAAUUUUUUGGUGCAUUUAAUAACAAACUAAACGUGUUUCCGGAAUCUCCGAGGAGUGUUAAAAUAGUCACUGCAAAGAUCAAGGGAAAGGAGGCGUUAGUGAACCGGUUCAAAGAUACGAUGUUUGAUUGUGAAUCAGAAGGGUUUCUGCCUGUAAUUUUCAGUCCUCCAAGAGAUGGUUCUGGGGAGUUGUCAUGCAGUUAUGGCCUAUGGGACUUCUUGAGAAAUGGGACAAGUUUUUGA
Molecule: messenger RNA, 1122 nt
Organism: Nicotiana tabacum (common tobacco)
Lineage: Eukaryota; Viridiplantae; Streptophyta; Magnoliopsida; Solanales; Solanaceae
Molecular function (GO): RNA binding
Source: RefSeq, a predicted model, not a curated record